Molecule: messenger RNA, 1636 nt
Organism: Notechis scutatus (mainland tiger snake)
Lineage: Eukaryota; Metazoa; Chordata; Lepidosauria; Squamata; Elapidae
Gene: N4BP2L1
Product: NEDD4 binding protein 2 like 1
Source: RefSeq, a predicted model, not a curated record
UGCUCCGGAGAAACGAGGGCGGGGCGGGGCGGGGCGGCGCUGCCCAUCUCAAGUCACGCGGCCGAAGGGCAGUGUAAACACCACCAGGUGACUCCGAAAGGCUCCACAGUCGCCUGAGAUGAGGAAGCUGCAGCUGCGGCCGCCGUCUCGCCGCUAUGGAAGAUAGCCUGGUCCGCGCCUUCGGGGGCCUCAGCCUCCAGCAGCCCCGCCGCCCGCAAGGCAGGCCCCCAGCUCGCCGCUUCAGCAAAAGCCUCUAUUUACUCCGCGGCCUGCCCGGCUCAGGCAAAAGUACUCUGGCCAGGCAACUGAAACAUGAAUUUCCUAAUGCAGUCAUUUUUAGUACUGACGAGUAUUUCAUCACAGAAGAUGGCACCUAUGAGUUUAAUCCUGAUUGUUUGGGAGACGCACAUAUGUGGAACCAGGAAAGAGCACGUAAAGCUAUGAAGAAAGGGAAAUCCCCAAUUAUAAUUGAUAAUACCAACAUCCAUGCUUGGGAAAUGAAGCCAUAUGCGAUAAUGGCGCUUGAAAACAGAUAUAAAGUUAUAUUUCGGGAGCCAGAUACACGUUGGAAGUUCCAUGUUCGGGAAUUAGCUAGACGUAAUCAUCAUGGUGUUCCAUUUGAGAAAAUACGAUGGAUGAAAGAUGAAUAUGAGCAUAAUGUUACCUUCCAUACAGUGCUUCAUUCUGAAGAACCAGCCAGAUACUGCAAUUCUGGACGUUAUUCUCGUCCGAAUUCAGCUUUUUCGAACAACAGAAUGAAUAGGUCAUGAAAUUGAAGGAUUUUAAUGGGAGACCUAGUGGGAGAUUUUAGUGGGAUUUUAUAGAUUUUUAUCAAUUUGUAUAUUGUUUUAGAUUAUUAGCAAUUUUCUAUUUUUCUAUUGAACGAAAGUAGGUUUUAACUCAUUUAAAUUUGAUGUUCCAUAAUUCUUGCAGAUUUUAAAGAAAAUUAUAGAAGAAAUGAUUUAAACAAUCAUAAUCUUAUUGUUGCUUUUUCACAUUUUUAGUUUAUUCUUUUCUGCAACCAUUUUCAUACUAGGCUUUGUAUUCACCCAAAAAAUUACAGGGUGGCACCUAUUUAGGUUUACAUAUGUCAGCCAAAUACCAUGUUGACUGUUGGCAUUAAAAUGCUAAUUAUGAUAUAUGAGAUAUUUUCAUACAUUAAGAAAAGCAAUUCUGUGGUAGCAGCAGCCAUAAAUGUGUUUGAUUUUUUCACUCAGGCUAAAAAUAGGACUCUAAUCCAAUGGCAAACCUUUUCUAUUUAUGCCUUUACCACUAUCCAGUGUAUCAAAAGCCUGAGCCUUCAAGAGAACCAGAACCAACCAAAAUGUUAUGAAUGGGUGUGGGUGAAGCUUUUGAGCUGUAGGAUAAGUAAACCUGAAGCUGCUCCCCAAACCAGUAUAGAUUUGUGAAAUCCUCAGAAUGAUCUUGUUUCUUAAGCCCUAUGGUUUCUGUGUUUCAGAUUCUCUGUUUUUAAAAUGUGUAUCCACAGUAUGUAGGUUUUUUUUUUCAAAUUUUAAUUUUCUCUUUAAAAAAUCCUAUUCAGUGUGUUGUUCAAAGAAAUGAGGUGCUUCAUUAGAUUCCUAUUUUUGAAUUCCUAGUUCUGGUGGGUUUUAUACGAUCUAGUAGUAACUUGCUA